Messenger RNA from Xenopus laevis (African clawed frog), 7812 nucleotides. RefSeq names its product suppressor of cancer cell invasion S homeolog (gene scai.S). The transcript is spliced from 17 exons. Bases 16 to 1893 code for a protein of 625 amino acids. Gene Ontology annotation, biological process: DNA-templated transcription; negative regulation of DNA-templated transcription. Gene Ontology annotation, molecular function: transcription corepressor activity. NCBI's taxonomy places the organism in Eukaryota, Metazoa, Chordata, Amphibia, Anura, Pipidae. The record is from RefSeq and is a predicted model, not a curated record.
GACAAGUACUGGCCAAUGAGCAGGUUAGGGGGUGGGGCAGACGGGGGGUUGCUGGUUUGGUUGCAGCGUGCAGCACAACACAGCGAGCUGCAGGGCAGAGUGGGUCCGGGGUUGCAAGGAAGAGGCCGGGAGGCGGCAAGCUGUGCAGUUUGGAUGCUAAGAGUACAGGUAGGGCAGAACACAGCACAAAGUGAAACAAUGUCUGGUGCUAAUGAAGAUGACAUCCCGCAGGUGGAGCGAAAGACAGUGACGGAUUUCUGCUACUUGUUGGAUAAAUCCAAGCAGCUCUUCAAUGGCCUGAGGGAUUUGCCCCAGUAUGGGCAGAAGCAGUGGCAGUCUUACUUUGGGAGGACGUUUGAUGUCUACACAAAACUCUGGAAGUUUCAGCAGCAACACAGGCAAGUUCUUGACAACCGGUAUGGUUUGAAACGGUGGCAAAUUGGCGAAAUAGCCUCAAAGAUUGGACAGCUAUAUUACCACUAUUACCUUCGCACUUCAGAGACCAGCUACCUUAAUGAAGCCUUUUCCUUUUAUUCUGCAAUAAGACAACGCUCCUAUUACUCUCAAGUCACCAAAGAGGACAGACCGGAAUUGGUUGUAAAGAAGCUACGCUACUAUGCCCGUUUCAUAGUCGUCUGUCUCUUACUCAAUAAAAUGGAUGUGGUGAAAGAUCUAGUCAAGGAGCUGUCAGAUGAAAUUGAAGACUACACUCAUCGCUUUAACACAGAGGACCAGUUGGAAUGGAAUCUUGUCCUCCAGGAAGUGGCAGCCUUUAUUGAGGCUGACCCAGUGAUGGUUCUAAAUGAUGACAAUACCAUUGUAAUCAUUUCCAAUCGACUGUCAGAGGGUUCUGGACCAGCGCUGGAGCAGGGCAUGGUGGUGGGACAGUUGAUGCUUGCUGAUGCUUUAAUUAUCGGCAAUUGUAAUAACCAGGUUAAGUUCAGUGAGCUCACAAUAGAUAUGUUCAGGAUGUUACAAGCUCUGGAGAGGGAGCCCAUGAACCUCACUUCUCAGAUGAAUAAACCAGGAUUGCAGGACCCAGCUGAGAAACCAAUGAAGAGAGAAAACCCCCAUAAAUAUCUACUUUAUAAGCCAACUUUCAGCCAACUUUACACAUUCCUGGCUGCAUCAUUUAAGGAGCUGCCUGCAAACAGCGCCCUUCUGAUUUACCUGUCUGCUACAGGCAUCUUCCCUACAGGUCGAUCUGACUAUGAAGGUCCCUAUGAUUUCGGAGGGGUCCUGACCAACAGUAAUCGGGAUGUUGUAAACGGGGACGCAGUGCACAAGAGGAACCAGUCUUAUAAAGAGAUGCACUGCCUCCAUCCUGGCGAUCUCUACCCUUUCACUAGGAAACCAUUAUUUAUCAUAGUGGACUCUUCGAACAGUGUGGCUUACAAGAAUUUCACCAAUUUAUUUGGACAGCCUCUAGUUUGCCUCCUAUCACCUACAUCUUAUCCCAAGGCCUUGCAAGAUCACUCUCAGCGUGGAAGCCUAUUUACCCUUUUCCUUAACAAUCCACUCAUGGGAUUCCUUUUCAUCUCUGGCCUCUCCAGCAUGCGCAAAGGGUUAUGGGAAAAAUGUCAGGAUCAUGUCCGAAAAAUCAACAGAGAUAUUGCUCAGCUAUUGACACACUCUCGCUCAAUAGAUCAAGCUUUUCUUCAGUUCUUUGGAGAUGAAUUCUUGCGUUUACUUCUCACAAGAUUCAUAUUUUGUUCUGCAAUUUUAAGAAUGCACAAAAGUUUCAGGGAAACAAGGAAUUACCCAGAAACCUAUCCGCCCCUUCCACGUGAUGAGUUGCUAGAGAAUCUUCACCUUCAAAAACAGAUUUUGGAGCUGGCCUCAAUACUUGAUGUCCGGAACCUGUACCUAGAGAGCACCAUGGAUGAAUACUAGAGAUAAAGCCCAUGCUUAUGUAAACUUUUGUGCUUUCAAAGCCACAGAAUAUGAAAGGUGCAUUUUUUCUAAGGCAACCCCCACCUUACAGAGUACUUGAUAUUUUUACUUUAUGGAUUCCAAGCCUUGGCAAUGGAGCAAGAGCCUCUGAAAGUGGAGUUUCAGAGGAAACAUGGUGCACCUGCUCUUACCCCCCAACCCUUUCAUGGUAGUGUCACACCUAAUGCUUGUGUUUCUGCUUUUAGGGCCAUGCCCCUAGCUACCUGCGCAUGUUGUUUUAUGUGUUUUGCUCUGGAACUGAGAAACCCCCAGCAUGGAUAUUCCCAUUGCGACGAAUACCAGAGCCAUGUGAAGUGAUUUAAUGCAAUGGAAUAGUGUGUGCUUUAGGAACUGGUGUGACUAAGCAUCCAUUUCUGCAUACACCGCCAACAGGGCUGCUUUAGGCAUAACAUUGCAGCAGCUUUGUUUUUCUCAUUUGUUCUUUGGACAGUUUAAAUCAUUCUUUAAAAUGAUAACUGAUGAUGGUACUUGGCAGGCCUCACAAGUCGUGUGAUGAAGGGAUGGGGUGAGCUCUAAAAGUGUUGUAUUUUCCUUGAUCAGUAUAUUUAUUUGUUUUUUUUUGUUUUUUUACCUUGUAAUGUUUGGUUACUUUGCCAAAGCCAUUGAAUUGUGAGCACUCUACUAUAGUUUAUAUAAACAAACUGCUGUGUAGCCAUGGGGGCAGCCAUUGAAAGCUGUUAAAAAACAGUGAUUUUGCAGAAACUGUACACUGUGUGGGGUUAUUUACACCCUAGCCACUUAGGGCAGUGACUGAUACAGAGGUUUUAGUGGAUGUAUCUUCUCCUGUCAAAGGUCAUGCAGCGCAUGUAAUUGCCUGUGGCUUGGUGUAUUGUGGGUGGCCUUUAAUUAUUUUAAACCAAAAUUGAGUUUUAGGACAGUAAGAUGUUUAGCUUAGAUUUUGUUUGUUUUAUAUACAGUCCAGGCUGUAAGAGUCGCGCUCUUGGCACAGAAAUGUUGAUGUUAUGUUAUUAGAUUUAGACAAAAUAAACCUGACACCAAUGGCUGCAUUGGCUGUUUAAAGUGUAGAAAAAUGUAGCAUCAGUCAAUGCAGAAUCCUAUAGAACAGCCAGUGAGAAAGUUUUACACUUUACAAAGUCAAAUACUGCUAGUGGUGCAAUAAGAGGCAUAUGAUUCACAUGUUUUUGGUCCCUUUCUACAAGCCACACAAAGGUUUAUUUCAUUUCUGAGAAUAAGCUCUGGUGCAUCAGCAGACGAGGGAGAAAGAGGUGCUAUUUGUAUAAAUAAUCUGAAUAAUAGAGUCGGCCAUACCAUGCCUGCCAACUAAAUAUUGACCAUUGCAUCUUAAAACAGCCCCUCUGGCAUUUCCCAGAAUCCACACAUUACCAGUCCAAUUGGUUGGAGAGCUUACCAGUCGUCCUGUGUAUUGCUCAAUAGGGAUAAGCAGCCUUUGAAGUGCUAGGACUUGCAUUGCAUUUGAUCAGCAAGUAUGGCUUAUUACUUUUAAGGUACAAUCCCAUAUGAAGUCAAUUUUAUUUCUGCUGCAUCGGAAGCGAGAGUAUAAAAGCAAAAAGCCUUUUUACUCUUGUCCCAUGAGAAAAUGAGUUAUCUCCUUUAUCCCUGUGUUUGCUAGCGAUUUCUAGUGAAUGUGACCUGAUAAUAUAUUGUAUAAACAAUAUAGUGGUACUUAUCACUCUUUACUUUUAUUUGAUUGGUAAACACACACAGUGAUUAAUCUCAGUGGCAGCUGGGCCCAAAAAAUAACUACCACAACUGUGCUGCUUGCCUGCACCUUUUUUUGCUAAAGGGCACCUGUUACCCUUACGUACUGUCCCCCACCAAAGGUGCUAAUAGAGCCUGCACUCUGGUUGGGGGGUAACAGUAGUUUUUUUUUUGUUUUGUUUUUUUAAAUGGCCCGACAGCACUAGGACACACUUACCGGGAGUUCCCGGUGCGAGCGGCCAUGUUGUGCAACCCGCAUGCGCAUAAUGAGAAAGUUGCAGCAUGUGCAUGUGAGUGGUCCAACAUGGCUGCUCGAACCGGGGGCUCCUUCCCAGUGCGGGUGUCCUAGCACUGGCAGGGGGCAAUUAAAAAAACAAAUUACUGUUACCCCCAACUGAAGUAAGGAUUUUAUUAGCCCGCACCUUUGGCGGGGAAGAUAUUUUAGGGUAACCGGUGCCCUAAGUGUGACCCAUUCUUAGAACCUGUUCCUGUUAUUAAGAAACCUGCUGUUCUUGGCUUCCACCACUGGAUCAAUGGCUGUCACAUGCCACAGUAAAUCAUUUUGUGGAGGGGAGUAUAUCUGCAGUUUCACGGUGUGGUUUACCCAUUGUAGAACCGUAUUCCCAUAAAUAAUAAUUUGUCAUUUUAGAAGAACUCUGGUUUUAAUGCUUUUAAAUAUGUAGUUUUGUUGUUUUGAUCAUCUCUCUCCCUCACGUCCAAUUAAUUCUAAGGUCAAAUAUUCAGAAUGUAAACAAUAGAAGCAGCUUGUCUGCUUGCCCUGACCCACUUAUUAGGGUCUCAUCCCCAAAAAAACACGGCAGAACUUAGAGUUACACAGUUACCAGGAAACGGGUUUCUGGAUAAUGGAUCCCAUACCUGUACCAUACAAUAUGUUUACUUUCAUGUGAAGAUGAUACUGCUCGUUAUAGUGCUGCCGGCCAGGCUUGCCACUAAGAAUUAGUGCACUAGUAUAAUGCAGGUUCAUGACUUUGCACAAAGCUGCCUUCAUAGUAAGUUCUGUUGUGCCUGUGAAGCUGUCAGUCACAAUCACUUGUCUAAUCCUGGCCUUUCCAAAAUGGAUCACUUUCACUGAAGUGUUGGAGGGAUCUCCCACCAGCAGCUUCUUGCCUCAAAAUACAGUCCUAGAUAGAGAAAGACUUUUUCUGUGAUAUCUGUUACUUCCCUGUCUCAUGUUUUUUAGUCUUUUGUUCAAACUGGCAUAACAGCCCAGUCUUUGAAAAAAAAAAUAAACAAAAUACAACCUCACAAUUUGCUUUAGUUGAACUUUAAAUAUUAAAAUAUGUCUACUUACUUGCAUAACUCUCUUGUUUGCUUAGGGAAUGUAUUAACUGUUAGAUAUUCUGUAUGGAAGGAGCAUACCUAUGGCCAAUGCCUUUUCAAUCCAUUUAUUGCAGCCAGGAAGUGUAUGCACCCUUGAAAAUCAAGUAAGUGGUGUGCUGAGGAAUUUUGUAUUUAAUCGGUAGAUAUUAAUUUAAUCUAAAGCAACUCAUGGGGAAGCUCAGUAACUGUUUUUACUAUAUCUGAUUGGCUUGUUAGUAUUACAUCACUGCAGUACCUACCAACCACCAUAGCCAAACCUGCAGACUCCCAAACACUUUCUUGCCAGUGGCGGAACUACCAGGGGAGCAGGGGGGUGCGAGCGGGCCAGGGCCCGCACUGUCUCAUGGUCCCCCGGCAGCUCACGCGCCACUGACAAAUGCGGGCGUACGGAGGGGGCGGGGCCCAGCUGCAAGUCACGCACCAGGGCCCGCCCCCCUCUAGUGACGCUACUGUUUCUUGCUACAAAGGGUAAAUAUUGGGAGACAUAAUUGUGAUGCUUAUUUAGGAAAAUCCCAUUGGGUGAGGACCUAGGGCUAGUAAAUUUGGCCAUGUACGUAAAUCCACAGGGGCCAAAUCAAUGUGCCAAUGAGAUCCUCAUAGGGUUGCCACCUUUGUUUUUGUUUUUUAAACGGGCAGGGCUGUAUGGUGGUAAUAUUAAUUUGGAAAUCCGGACAGGCACUGUUCACCUGAAAUACGGACAGGUGGCAACCCUAUGAGGAUCACAUUGGCACAUUGUGCCGCUGCUGCGGAUUUAUGUACGUGGCCAACUUUACUUUGCCCGUGUGAUUAUUAAGGCCUCCCUUUUACAACUGAACACCUUUGUUUACACCACCUUGUUACAGACAAAUCACCAUUAGGAUCGCUAGGUUAUAUUCGUUUCAUGGGAACUGGGGAGAAGUUUUCUGUUGCACUUCCCACUGAUAUUAACUAUUGUUUCCCUAUUUACAUCUGAAUGAUAGGAACAAUUUGGAAAACAUUUAAAGGCAUCAUUAGGCAAGGGAGAAAGGAUCCAUUGUUGCUGUGUUCACUAGGCUAAUGGUACUUUGGGAAACUUCCCAACGUCAAUUAAAUGGCAGCCAAAGCCAGAGUUAGGCAUGUACAGGCAAAUGAUUAUGAUUGCUAUGGGAAAAAGGUUUUAAUCGCACUUGGAAUGGAGAAGGAAUUUAUUUAAAGGGGUGGUUCACCUUUAAGGUAAAUUUUAUUAUGUUAUUGAAUGGCCAAUUCUAAGCAACAUUUAAAUUUGUUUUCAUUAUUUAUUUUUAUAGUUAACAAUCUAUAUUAUGAUGGCUGGUAACCUCUCAUCAUAUUUCAGUUCAGUUAUUAGAGCACGCUUGAUCCUAUUCCCAUUACACCCUGGACACACACCUCUUUGUGGUGCAAAAACUGGACUGUGCUCCACUGGGCAAGGUUGCCAUAUUUUGGUCAGCUCUGGAGAAAUCACCUAUUUUGGCAUUUGCCUAAAUGUAUAUUUCUAUACAAAAUCUGUGUCUUAGCCCAGUCACCUAUAAAGACCAAAUAGAUAUUUGUGUAUCUCUUUCUAGCUGCACUUCAUCAGAUCACCAGUUGCUGGGGGUUGCUGGUACAGAACAAAUUUUGACUUGGUCACUACACAGCCCCUUGAGUUCUAUGCAAGGGAAUGAUAACUAUACUAUACUGCUCUAUAUUAUGUGAUACUAUAGAGCAGUGAUCCCCAACCAGUGGCUCGUGAGCAACAUGUUGCUCUCCAACCCCUUGGAUGUUGCUCCCAGUAGUCUCAAAGCAGGAGAUUAUUUUUGAAUUCUUGGCUUGGAGGCAAGUUUUAGUUGUAUAAAACUGUAUGUAACAGCUGUACUGGCAAACAGAACCUCCUGUAGGCUGCCAGUCCACAUAGGGGCUACCAAUAGCCAAUCACAGCCCUUAUUUGGCACCUCCACGAAUAAUUUUCAUGCUUGUGUUGCUCCCCAACUCCCUUAAUAUCUGAUUGAUGCUCACAGGAAAAAAAAAAAAAAAAAGAGACCCUUGCUAUAGAUACUGGGUUUGGUUACACCAAAUGUGUACAGACAUGGAGGAACAAAGGAAACCUGAUAAGCACAAAGUGUAAUAGUUGUGAGCUCGAGCCCUUCCCUAUUUAUUAUUGUCGUUCAUGUUGUGUAGUUGCAAGAGAGUGUAUGGAAUUUAGUAGGGUGACAUUGGAUUAGAACAGUGUAAAUUGUAUAAACAUUUCAGAUGUUAUAUAGCAGAUUAGAGAAUUUAGCCGAAAACUAUGGAAAUUUACUUUAAAUCUUUAUACUGAAAAGUUGUGAGAGAGUAAAUUUUUUUUACUUGUUUUGUGCUUUUUUUUGGUAGUCUUCUCAAUGAACAGGAUAUUUUAUUCCACUGUGAUGCUCUUUAAUUUCCAUUAACAAACAAACCUACAAAGCCUUGACAAAAGCCUCAUGGUUUUAUUUUGUGUGUUGUGGAAAAUAUUUUUUUAGUGUCGGCUCAAGAAUUGGCGACAUCACCAAAUGAUCCAUGCCUUUCUUGCAAUAAAGGGGAAAUUAUUAUAGAAAGAUGUGUUUGUUUCAUGGAUACCAAUAAAACUCAUAUGUUUAAGCCAAGUCCUAAGAAAGGUGUUUGCUCUGUAUUGUUCAACAGUUAUAGAUGGUUUUGGAGCUUUUCGUCCUUUUUUUUUUAUGGCACCCAUAGUCCUGUUGGGUUUCUGUGCCAAAGGGCGGCACAGACUGGAUACAUUGAACCCUACCUGAGCAUUUAUACAUUAUAUACACAAGUUGUUGCUUGGGUCAUGCUGUAAAUGUUGUUCUCCCUGGAAUUACAAAGCGGCAAGAUAAAAAAAUAAAUUAUACUGUUACUUGGUCAUAC